AUGGAGGUUUGCUCAUAUAAGACAAGCAAUGAAUCUUUUCAAUAUCAAGAUCCGACGAUAGUUUCCUCCGUAAAUAAUUUAUAUAUAUACAUAUAUAUAAUUGGCGCGGAGCAUUUCGGCAGCAGUCCAGGUGUUUAUGCCAUCUACUUGGUACAGCAUAAGGAGACAGACAUUAUCAAAGAUAUUCGAAAGAUUCUAGCAAAAAUGUUUUCGCUCCAUAUUAUCGACGUAAUAGUUAUAACGCUUAACAUCCAAGGUGAAGGCUUUUCGGUAUAUUCUUUCGAGGUUUUUAGCGAAAAACACUGUCGCAAUGUGAAACCAGUUGUGGUAAACCAUUUUAUUGCUGGACAUUUCAACGAAUCUGACCUAUUUCCAAACAAAUUAAAAAAUUUUCACAAUUGUCCUAUACGGGUUAUAUCAAAAAAUGUGCCGCCAUUUUUUUCACAUCAGAAACAAAACGCUGACGGUCCCAUUAUAUUCAAGGGCGUGGAAGCUAAACUAUUGGAGACAAUCGCUGAACAUUUGCAAUUUCGAAUAGAAUCAUAUAUAGCGGAAUCUUGUACGAACGGUGAUGUUUACCUAAAUGGCACCAUGACAGGUCCAUAUUAUCUAUUGGAUAAUAAUGAAGUUGACAUACUAAUGGGAUACUUUUUCUGCACUGCACAACGUGUUCUCUUUUUUGAGGAGAGUUUUUCGUAUUUUUCUUCUGCCAUGGUUGUCAUUGUGAAGCACCAUGCACCCAAACCAAAUCUUAUCUGGAUGCUUGAUCCUUUUAAACUGAAUACAUGGUUAGCUCUACUGACAAUGACUACAGCCGCAUCUAUUCUCAUGUAUGUUGCACGUCUACGUUAUCACCACGGCAAUUGGUUAGACAUUAUUGGCAGCAUAUUCGGAGAGCCACGCGUUGUAUUAACAACAAAUAAUUUGACUCGCUUGUGUAUUGCACUUUGGUAUAGCAGUUUAGUGAUCCUAAGCAGCGUUUACCAAGCUAAAUUAUUUGACUCAUAUAACCAACCGGAACCCAAUGUGCCGCGCACCUUAAAUGACUUACAGGAGAAUAACUUUACGUUCUUAGUGCGGAAGCAUGCGGACAUGAAAAACUGGCUGCCUGACCUUAAAUGGCCUCAAAGUCGUGUACGGUUUAUCAAUUCGUCGGAACACAAUCUUGUAUUUGAGAAAUUAAAAGAUUCUACCGGCAAUGUGGCUACUUUAAGUACUGUUGCGCAAAUUCAAUACUUUGAACACAAACACGAAUUGCGGAAUGCUUUUGACCAAGUUCCCGAAACUGUACGGCUAUGCGAGAUUUGUGCAUACUUUCAGCAUCAUUCGUAUUUAGUCAAACCUUUCAACAAUGCCAUAUUGAUGAUACGUAGUAGUGGACUUAUUUCGAGGUGGUACGGAAAAGAUAUUGCUGGUGCAAGCGGAAUGUGGAAUACGCAACCUAAAAGCACUCCCAAGCAACUGGAUAUGGAAAAAUUUACAAUGGUUUUUUUUCUAUUCACAUGCGGACAAUUGCUGGCUUUUAUUGUAUUCAUUCUGGAAAUGAUAAGUGGCAAAGUCAAAUGUCAAAAAUAA
This is a messenger RNA of Anastrepha ludens (Mexican fruit fly), 1575 nucleotides long. RefSeq lists its product as uncharacterized. NCBI's taxonomy places the organism in Eukaryota, Metazoa, Arthropoda, Insecta, Diptera, Tephritidae. Bases 1 to 1575 code for a protein of 524 amino acids. The transcript has 4 exons. The record is from RefSeq and is a predicted model, not a curated record.